Molecule: messenger RNA, 1572 nt
Organism: Lycium ferocissimum
Lineage: Eukaryota; Viridiplantae; Streptophyta; Magnoliopsida; Solanales; Solanaceae
Product: STOREKEEPER protein-like
Exons: 1
Coding region: 145-1383 (412 amino acids)
Biological process (GO): regulation of DNA-templated transcription
Cellular component (GO): nucleus
Source: RefSeq, a predicted model, not a curated record
UUAAAGUAACUUUGGAAUCCUAGGAGUGGCAAUACAUAUAAAUUGAAAACCCUACACCCCACAAACCAUUUGUCUUAACCUCAAGGCUUUAGACUCACCAAAAACACAGCUGACGGCCAAUUAGUCUCUCUUCUUCUUGAAACAAUGGCUCCCAAAAACAAAUCUCGGUUAGUAGAUCAACCUCCUUCUGCAUCUUCUUCUGAAGAACAAGAACAAGUUGAAGAAUCCCAAGAAGAAGAAGAAUCUGGAGGAGAAGAAGAAAGUGAAGAAGAAAGCGAAGAAGAACAAGAACAAGAACCCAAAACAGUUGAAAAGAAACCUCAAACAACUCAAAAACCUGUCCAAACCCCAACAAAACCACAAUCUUCAUCUUCCUCUGAAAACCCAAACGGGUCAGGAUCCGAAUCUGAAGCUGAAUCCGGGUCGGGUCAAUCCCAACCAUCCCCAUCUCUAUCAGCCUUCACUGUCAAACAACAUGUUCCUUCAAAACAACCAACCCCAUCAAAACCAUCAACAAAAAGACCCCAAGAAACCAAAGAAAAAGACUCAAAAAGGAACAAAAAACCCAAGAUUCAAGAAGAAGAGGAGAAAAAAUCAGCUACAACACCUAUUAGGCUAUGGAGUGAUGAAGAUCAGGUUGCUGUACUUAAAGGUAUGGUUGAAUUCAAGAACCAAAAAGGUACUGAACCAAAUUCAGAUAUGUCUGCUUUUCAUGAUUUUAUUAAAGGGAAGUUGCAAGCUGAAGUUUCAAAGAGUCAAUUGAGUGAUAAGUUAAGGAGGUUAAAGAAGAAAUUUUUAACUAAUGUGAAAGAUGGUGAGGAACCUGUUUUCUUUAAGCCUAACGAUAAUUUAGUGUUUGAGUAUUCAAAGAAGAUUUGGGGUGGUGGUAAGAGUGAUAAUGUUGGAAGUAGUAAUGGUGUUAUUAAGGAGAAUGUUAAGAAUAGUACUGAUGGCAGAGCUAAAAAGACGGUCGAGGUUAAAAAGAGUGUUGAACCUAAGAAAAGUGGUAAAGUUAGUAACGUUAAGAAGCCAAAAGAUGAUGAGAAAGAGAAACAUAAGGAAGAAGAGAAAGAGAAACAGGUUGCUGUGAAAGAGGUAGUUAAGGAGGAUAAUGUAGUAAAGGGUGAUGAUCAACAGGAUUUUCAGGCUAAGUAUCCACGUUUGGCUGCGUCAGUUGAUGGUAUGGCCGACUUGUCUUUGAGGUAUCCGAACGCUGCAAAUAUGUUGAAGGAGAACAUGAGUUUGCUUGCUAGUGAUAAGGCUAAGGUGUUGGAGGAAAAGUGGAAGAAACUGGAGGAGGAUGAAGCUGAUUUAAUGGUGAAGCGUUUAGAUUUGAUUUCCGAGCAUUACAGGAUGGUGGUUGAUGCAAUGAGAGGUAACUAGAUGUUGAUGGUUCAUGUUUGCACUGAUUCAUGUGGAGUUCUUGGAUUUUGUUUCAAUAUUCUUGUCUCUGGAGACGUUUUCUUCUCAUGUUAAUGACUUAUUAUUAAUGCUGCAAGUUAGAUUUUCUUUUUCAGGUUAAUCGUACAUGUUAUUGCUUUUUUAGUUUUACUAGUAAAAUGGUUUGUAUGA